CCCGUCCUAAAACUUUAGUGGGAUUAAUGAUAACGUCACCACGUCACUUCACAACAACUCGACUCGUGAGGAUUGGGCGCGAGCAUCUGUGUUUGGAAGACAUUCUGAUCACAUUCAUGCCGGAUAAUGGUUUGGGUCCUUCGAAAAGAAAGGAGCUGAAGGCGCACAAUGUCACUAAGCGUGGAUACGGCAGUGACCGGCAUGCUCCCGCUCCCGAGCCACUUUGCCCACGCGGAGCAGUCCUUCUCCCUAAAAAAGCGCCGACUCCCGUUUUCCUCCUCGUCCAACUCCUCCGUAUCGUCCCCCGAUCACCUGUCCGCCUCCCUGCCGCCGCUGGCGCCGUACAAGGAGUCCUUCUCCGCGAGCCGCUUCUCCUUCCUCCAGAAGACGGCCCCCUGGACGCCCCUGUCGCAUUCCCUCAGCCGGUCGCCCCCUCUGGAGCCCGUGUACGACCCCAAAAAGCAGAGGCCCUAUUUCAACCAGUGCUUCACCACGCUGGGCCUGCUGGGAAGGGGCUCUUUCGGGGAAGUCUACAAGGUUAAAAGCAACAAGGACGGUCGCCUGUACGCCGUCAAGCGCUCGCUCCACCGCUACAGGGGCAACAGCGACAGGAGCCGCAAGCUCCGAGAGGCCAGGAACCACGAGCGAGUCUGCCCACACGCUCACAUCCUGGACUUGGUCGCGGCCUGGGAGGAGUGCGGUCGGCUGUACAUCCAGACGGAACUGUGUCACGCCAGUUUGCUGCUCCACGCGGAGAGUCAGUCCCCGGGUAACGACGAGCGUGCAGCGUGGUCGUACUUGUGCGACCUGCUGUCGGCGCUGGACCACCUGCACUCCCGCAGUUUCGUCCACCUGGACCUGAAGCCCGCCAACGUUCUGGUCACCGACUCCGGGCGACUCAAACUGGGCGACUUCGGGCUCCUGCUGGACCUCCAAGAAAGCGGCCCGGAGAAAGCAAGGGAAGACGACCACGGAGGAGAUCCGCGGUACAUGGCCCCUGAGAUCCUCCGGGGGGAGUACGGCCCUGCUGCGGAUGUUUACAGUCUGGGUGUUUCCAUUUUGGAGCUUGCGUGCAAUAUCGAGGUCCCUAACGGCGGAGAGGGCUGGCAGCAACUCAGACAAGGGCGCCUCCCUGAGGUCGCGAGUGGGCUUUCAACAGAACUCCAGAAAGUUCUGCAGAUGAUGCUGACGCCAGAACCCUCUGACAGGCCGACGGUCCCCGAGCUUCUCGCUCUGCCCUCAGUGAGGAAACGCAUGUGGAAGAGACGGGCGUACCUUUUCCUCGCAGAAACCGUGCUGACUUUGGCCUUCUUCUGCCAGAUGGUGUUGGGCUUCGGCCGUCGACUUUUCUCCUCUCUUUACCCGUCGAUCUUCUCCGUUUGGAACAAGCCGACGCCCUGCACUCCUCCCAAAGAGAGCUGGGACAAGGAGGUGACGCUGAACCUCGGCGCCUUGAACGCCGACAGCUCAGACGACGAGGGGGUGUUCGCGCAUGACCCCGUAAGACCGGAGGAUUCCCCGAAACUCUCGGCCAAGAUGAAAUCAGCACUGGAUUUGAAAAACACGUCCACGCCUCUCCAGCAUUCCCCGGCACACGUAGACCGAAGUCCUCACUCCGUUCCAUUGGACUGGUCCCCGUAUAACGGAGCCGCCGGCAGCCCCCCCGGUGACCGCCACACUUCAGACACACGCACACCCCGUCACACGGACUUACUGGACUCCAAGCGGGCCAAGCGGUCUUCACAGCGACGCUACCGGAACCGGAUCCGCACAGAUGACGCGUUCGGGCCCAAAAACCUGCUGUGUCUGUUUGAGGAAAGCGUCGCAGGGGGGCAGCCGUGACUCGGAGACCGGCAGCAUUCGCGGACCGCGCCGGACCUCAUGAUGACCUGGAACAAAUUCAUCACUUCUUGCAUGAAUGCACUAUUUUGUGCCAUUUCUGUCCUUAACAUGUUUUCACAUUUAAGGAAAAUGGAUCACACUUAAAGGCAUGGUUUGUGUUCUUGUGAUUUAUUAUUUUUAAUUUUUUUGGGGGUGAAUGUGUGUGACUUGAAUUUCACCCCUCAAAAGAUUAAAAUGUUGAUAUUGUUGAAUGCGAAUUUGCUAUAUGUAUUAAGAUUAUUGGAGGAUUUCCAUCAAUAUUACAAGUGUGUCAUCUUUUGUUAUGAAAAAAAAAAGGAAAAAAUGAAUUUACGUUUUGCAUGUUUUACUUCAUCCUACAUUAGUCCCAUACAGUUUGAAACUUCCUGAAUAACAAAUUCAUACAGUACUUGGUUAAUAAUGUAUUUGUAAUUUUGUCGGGGACAUAUGUAAUAAUUUAUAGUGGAGAUAGAUUAAUUCAUGAAAGAUAUAUAUAUAUAUAUAUGGAGAGAGGGAGAG
Messenger RNA from Syngnathoides biaculeatus (alligator pipefish), 2379 nucleotides. It is a transcript of the gene pkmyt1, whose product is annotated as protein kinase, membrane associated tyrosine/threonine 1. Gene Ontology annotation, molecular function: protein kinase activity; ATP binding. Lineage: Eukaryota; Metazoa; Chordata; Actinopteri; Syngnathiformes; Syngnathidae. The coding region runs from base 169 to 1842 and encodes 557 amino acids. The transcript has 8 exons. Gene Ontology annotation, biological process: protein phosphorylation. The record is from RefSeq and is a predicted model, not a curated record.